Scheffersomyces amazonensis is the source of this 2709-nucleotide messenger RNA. RefSeq lists its product as uncharacterized. Gene Ontology annotation, biological process: microtubule-based movement. Gene Ontology annotation, molecular function: microtubule binding; ATP binding; microtubule motor activity. The record is from RefSeq and is a predicted model, not a curated record. The coding region runs from base 1 to 2709 and encodes 902 amino acids. Lineage: Eukaryota; Fungi; Ascomycota; Pichiomycetes; Serinales; Debaryomycetaceae. The transcript has a single exon.
AUGAGUAAUAUUCCAUUAUAUGUUCAUGUAAAGGGAAGACCUUUAAAUGAAUCAGAUGAAGAUAGUUUAAAUAAUGAUGAAGUUCCUAAAUUCAAUAUUGUUUCGAACACCACACUUGAAGUGAAUGAUAAAACCUUUGAAUUUAAUCAAGUAUUUACUUCACCAUCUGAAUUCAGAGCUACCAUUAAUAAUGAUAAUAAUAAUAAUAAUGAAAAUGAUACAUCAACUUGUUAUUUAUUUAUGGGUCCAACCAAUAGUGGUAAAACAACAACCUUAUAUCAACUUCUCCAACAUAAACUUCAUCUUUUAACUGAAUCUAAAACCAUAUGUUUUAUGACAGCCUUUGAAAUUACUGAUAAUAGAUAUAUACUUGAUCUUUUAAAUUCAAAUAAUGAUAAUGCAGCAAGACUCAAUCAUUUUAAUUUUGAAAAUCAAUUAAUUAAAGAGAAAUUGGAAUAUAAAUCUCAACUUUCUACUGUUUUUGGUAAGAGAUUAACUAAGAGAACAGUAUUUAAUCAAAAAUCAAGUAGAUCUGUUUUAAUAAUUACUUUAUAUUAUAAUAAUCUUAGAACUACUUAUAUUGAUCUUAUGGGUAAUGAACAAUUCUCCACCAAUGAUGGAAAUGUAACUCCAAAUUCUCAAAUUAAUACUAAUACUUUCGCAAAUGCAAAUAUAAGUUCAAUUAUGCAACUUGUCCUUGGUGGUAAAUCAUCUGCUACAACCAUGGUUGGAAGAUCUUCUAAUCUUAUUACAAAUUUAAUCUUUAAGAAAUCUCCUCAUGCCCUCAAAAUAAUUUUAAAUUUAGACCCUUAUGGUGAUGAAAAAUUGAUAAGAUCAACUUUAAAUAAUAUAGUGCUGUUAAUUCAUAGAUUUGCAACUUUAAAUUCGAAUGAAAGACAAUCUCAAACUACUACUUCAAGCUCAAAUACCAAUAGAAAGAGAAACUUACCUCAUUAUGCUCAACCAACUUUAAGUUCUCUUAGUCCAACUAAGAAGAAAAUUCGUCAUAAUUUUGUUAUUACAAAACCCGUUUCGAAAUUAUUUGAUAAUUCAGCAUCAAAGAAAGCUCUUGAUGCUUUACGCGAUCAAAUUAGUUCUAUAGUUGAUUCUUUACCUAUCAAUAGUGAAACUAAUACUGAAGAAAUCUCACCUAUAGAAUUAUUAAAAUUUAAGGCUGAAACUCUUGUUGCUCUUAAUGUACAACAUGAAGCAGAUAAGAAUAGAUUAAAAGUUGAAAUUGACAGCUUAAUUGAAAGAAAUGAUGGAAAUACUGAUAUCAUGAAAAAUCUUCAGCGUAAUCUUGAUUUUGUCAACGGUGAAUUGAACAACAAUCAAAUUGAAUUGGCUCAACGUCAAGGCAAGAUCACUGAAUUAGAAAAAGAAAUUACCGAAAAUAAACUUAAAAUUGAAAAUGCUGAGAGGGAUCUUAAAGAAAAGGAGGAUAGUAUUACUCAAUUACAUCAUGAAUUAACUUCAACAUUGACUAAGUUAGAGUCAGAAAUUGCUGCUUAUAAAUCUAAAGUUUCAACCUUAGAAUCUGAAUCUGAAACUAAGACAAAGCAAAUUAAUGAAUUAAAGAGUGAAUUGAUAAAUAAGAAUGAUCAUGUUGGUAAGUUACAAAGUGAAUUAAACAAAAUAAACAGUCAAGUUAGUGGAUUAGAAUCUGAAUUGAAUUCAAGGACUCAACAAGUGAAUGAGUUACAAACAGAUUUGGAUAAAAGAUCUAAUCAAACCAUUGAGUUGAAACAGAAAGUAACUCAAUUGAAUAAUAUAAAGUCUCAAACUGAGCAACAAUUACAAGAUGCAAAGAAUAAACUUAGUAAUCUUGAAAAUAAUUCAAGUUCUACAACUCAAGAAUUAGAUCAAUUGAAUAAUAGUGUUACUAACUUGACUAACAAGAACCAACUUGUGAGUAAUGAAUUGGCAGAAACCAAACUGAAAUUAACUCUGAUGAAGUCAGAAUUAAUUGAAAAAGCUAACCGUAUUUCUCAAUUAGAUUCUGAAGUUGUUUCAUUACAACAAGCUAAGACAAAGUUAGAAGAUAAAUUAACAACUUUAAAAUCACAAUUUGAGCAUGAUAUUUCAUUGAAAGAUAGCCGAAUUGCUGAAUUAUCUCAACAAACUAUGUCUGAACAAACUCAAUAUAAACGUUUAGAGAGUCAAUAUUUUGAACUUAAGAGUUCAUUUGAAACUACUGAAAAUCAAUUGAAUCUUCAAGUUAGACAAUUACAGGAUUCCAUUAAUGAUAAAGAUAUUGAAAUAUCUAAAUUACAAGCUCAAUUGAAUCAAUAUCAAGAAACUUCAGCUGAUAAUCAAACUCAGAAAGAAGUUUCCUUAAUGGAUGUUCCAUUAAUUAAUUCUGAUAAUUUAAUGAUGCAUUUCCCAUCAUUAAAACCAUCAUCUACUGGAUUAUCAUUUGAUCCAACUAAUGAUAUAUUCCAAGAUAAAGAGAAUACUCCAAGUAUGGUAAAUGAAUCUGAAUCUCGUAGUGUAUCAUCAUCACCAGCUUUAGCUUCAUCCCCUACAAAAUCAAAGAAUAAUCAUCGUCAUAAUCAUGACAAUAUUUUAACGACAAAUAACAAUAUUAAUAACUACAAAUCAAUGGUUGGUAAACAUUUAAAGAAGAAGAAAUCUGGUAAUAAGAAAUCUCCUUCUAAAUCUCCAAAAGUUAAUACUAAUAAUUUUGGAACUUUACUUAAUCAACAUUAG